Messenger RNA from Neomonachus schauinslandi (Hawaiian monk seal), 510 nucleotides. It is a transcript of the gene SMKR1, whose product is annotated as small lysine rich protein 1. NCBI's taxonomy places the organism in Eukaryota, Metazoa, Chordata, Mammalia, Carnivora, Phocidae. The record is from RefSeq and is a predicted model, not a curated record. The transcript is spliced from 2 exons. The coding region runs from base 19 to 219 and encodes 66 amino acids.
CUCAACUGAGGAAUUACCAUGCCAGGUAAAGGGAAACGAGGAAAAGGCCAAGGCAAGUCUCGCGGGAAGAAACAGAAGAAACCGGAAGUGGACAUUCUCAGCCCUGCUGCCAUGCUGAACCUCUACUACAUUGCCCACAACGUGGCCGACUGCCUGCAGCUGCGGGGCUUCCGCUGGCCAGGUGCUCCCAAAGCAAAGAAAGGGAAAAACAAGACUUAAUAGCAUUUCACAGAGAGCAGAACUUGGGGAAGAGGAAUCAGGAUAACACAACUACUGCAAGCAAAAUAGACUUUACUGAAGACAAUUUGAGAUGCAAGCUAAGUGUGCUUUUCUAUGGUAGUUAAGGAUAAAGAAAUGCAUUUUACUUGCCAGCUAAAUUCAGCUAUAGUUAGAAGAGGUCAAGGGGGGAAGAAGUCCGAGUAAUUCCUACCAAGCGUGGUGGAAUUGAUAGGACUUUAAAAAUUAUUAUAAUUCUGGGUCAGAAUAAACUUUGUUCUCAAAAGGCAGUUC